GAACCGCAACCCAUGAUCCAAGAAUCCAAACCGUUCCUGGCGACACCAUCUACAGAACCAGAAGAAGCCAUCAUUGUUUAGGCUAGCAUAUCUACAGAGCUGUGAUAGGAUCUGAAGAUGCUUACAUCUCCCCAGAUACUGAUAAUGCUGCUGGUUCUUCCAAGUGCUGUGAAAGCUCAGGUCAAUCCAGCUAUCUGCCGGUAUCCACUGGGCAUGUCAGGUGGGCAUAUCCCUGAUGAGGACAUUUCUGCUUCUAGCCAGUGGUCUGAAUCCACAGCAGCCAAAUAUGGAAGGCUAGGUUCAGAAGAUGGGGAUGGUGCAUGGUGUCCUGAGAUUCCUGUGGAGCCCGAUGACCUGAAAGAGUUCCUGGAGAUUGAUUUACAUGUUCUUCACUUUAUCACCCUAGUAGGGACUCAAGGGCGCCAUGCAGGAGGCCAUGGCAAUGAGUUUGCUCCAAUGUACAAAAUUAAUUACAGUCGGGAUGGCAUCCGAUGGAUCUCUUGGCGAAACAGACAUGGAAAGCAGAUACUUGAUGGAAACACCAACCCAUAUGGCAUUGUUCUCAAGGACUUGGAGCCACCCAUCAUUGGCCGAUUCAUUCGCUUUAUCCCCAUGACUGAUCAUUCCACAAACGUCUGCCUCAGAGUGGAGCUCUAUGGUUGUAUAUGGCUGGAUGGGUUGGUUUCAUACAAUGCUCCAGCAGGGCAGCAGUUGGUUCUACCUGGAGGAACUGUGAUUUACCUGAAUGAUUCAAUCUAUGAUGGUUACAGCAUGACAGAAGGACUAGGCCAGCUGACAGAUGGAGUUGCAGGCCUAGAUGAUUUCAGCCAGACCCACGAAUACCAUGUAUGGCCUGGUUAUGACUAUGUUGGCUGGCACAACGAGAGCACCACAAAUGGAUAUGUGGAAAUCAUCUUUGAAUUUGAUCGGAUUCGAAACUUUACUACCAUGAAGGUUCACUGCAACAAUAUGUUUGCCAAAGGAGCGAAGAUUUUCAGGGAGGUACAAUGCCAUUUCCGUUCUGAUACAAAUGAGUGGGAGCCCAACUCCAUCUCCUCAGUUCUGGUGUUAGAUGAUGUUAACCCCAGUGCUCGCUUUGUCACAGUGCCACUACUUCACCACAUGGCCAGUGCCAUCAAAUGCCAGUUCUACUUUGCUGACACCUGGAUGAUGUUCAGUGAGAUCACCUUCCAGUCAGAUGCUGCCAUGUACAACAAUUCUGGAGCCAUUCCUGAAUCUUCGGUUACUCCCACUGCUUAUGAUCCAACCCUCAAGGUUGAUGACAGCAAUACUCGAAUCUUGAUUGGCUGUCUAGUGGCCAUCAUCUUUAUUCUGGUGGCUAUCAUAGUAAUCAUCCUCUGGAGACAAUUUUGGAGAAAGAUGUUGGAAAAGGCCUCUCGACGAAUGUUGGAUGAUGAGAUGACAGUCAGUCUCUCUCUGCCCAGUGAGUCAAGUAUGUUCAACCACAACCGCUCCACAUCCUCCAGUGAACGUGAAUCCAGUUCUACAUAUGACCGCAUAUUUCCCCUGGGUCCAGACUACCAGGAGCCAUCUCGAUUGAUUCGCAAACUGCCUGAAUUCACCCCAAAGGAGGAAGAGGCAGGCUGCAGUGGGAUUACCAAACCAACCCAGUUGAGUGGAGCUGAGGGAGUCCCCCAUUAUGCUGAGGCAGAUAUUGUAAAUCUGCAGGGAGUGACAGGCAGCAACACCUAUUCUGUCCCUGCAGUCACCAUGGAUUUGCUGUCUGGCAAAGAUGUGGCUGUGGCUGAGUUUCCCAGGAAGCUGCUGACUUUCAAAGAGAAGCUAGGAGAAGGCCAGUUUGGAGAGGUUCACCUAUGUGAAGUGGAGGGGAUGGAGAAAUUUGUGGACAAGGAUUCUGUUCUGGAUGGCAACUCGAGCCAGUCUGUUCUCCUGGCUGUGAAAAUGCUGCGAGCUGAUGCCAACAAGAAUGCCAGGAAUGACUUUCUUAAAGAGAUUAAGAUUAUGUCCAGAUUGAAGGACCCCAACAUUAUCCGGUUACUGGCUGUGUGUAUCACUGACGACCCUCUCUGCAUGAUCACAGAGUACAUGGAAAAUGGUGACCUAAAUCAAUUCCUAUCUCGCCAGGAGCUCCAGAGCUUGACAGUGAGCUCUGCUCCUUCUGUCAGCUAUGCUGAUUUGAAGUUAAUAGCCACACAGAUUGCAUCUGGCAUGAAGUACCUAUCGUCUCUGAAUUUUGUCCACCGAGACCUGGCUACACGCAACUGCCUGGUAGGGAAGAAUUAUACCAUCAAGAUAGCUGACUUUGGUAUGAGUAGAAACCUCUAUAGUGGUGACUAUUACAGGAUCCAGGGCCGGGCAGUGCUCCCCAUUCGUUGGAUGUCAUGGGAGAGCAUUCUCUUGGGGAAGUUCACCACAGCAAGUGAUGUGUGGGCAUUUGGUGUGACACUUUGGGAGAUCUUCACUUUUUGCCGUGAGCAGCCGUAUUCUCAGUUUUCAGAUGAGCAAGUAAUUGAGAACACCGGAGAGUUCUUUCGGGACCAGGGACGACAGACCUAUCUUCCACAGCCUGCAUUUUGUCCUGAUUCUGUAUACAAGCUAAUGCUCAGCUGCUGGAGACGAGAUACUAAAGACCGUCCCUCCUUCCAGGAAAUCCAUUGCCUCCUCCAAGAUGCAACUACUUCAUAGUGAUGCCUUUCUUUCUUACCCCAAACCACCCAUCUAUUUCACCUCCCUUCCCUCUCCUUUCCCAUACUCCAAAAUGUACACUUAGAAGUACUCUUGGACUCACCAUUUCCUUCAACACCAGAGCUGGAAUUUCAAUCUCACCAAAGGAAAUAAAGGAAAAAAGUUGGGAUCUGACCACAUCUGUGACAUAGCCACAUUCAAGGUGCUGUGCUUUGAACUAGCAAAGACUGAGGAAAAAACUAUUAUUUAUCUUGUAAAUGUUGUAGGUUCUGAGUUAUGAAUCGAUUUUGUCUAUGAAAGGAAAAGGAAAGCAUGAGGUAUUCUUUACCUGAGGAAAAAACUUGAGACAUUACUUACGUGUGGAACUAAGCUGAGAAUAAGUACAUAUAGCAGGGAAGUAGUGAAGUGUCUAGCACUAUAGUACUUUAUGCCCAGAGCUAUGUGUAUGCCACAAUUCUGUAGAUGUAUAGAAUGUGGACAAAGAAUUUUGCUUCUUUCAUUUUCAUUGCUGUGUAUAUAGGCUUGAAAGUGUGUAGACAAUACUUGCUGAAAGUUCAGAAGGGUUGCUGAAAUAAAUGUCCAAUGAUUUGGGAAAGGCCUAUGUGCCUUGCAUAACACCACAUGAGUAAUCAAUCCAGACUAACCUGUGUAAAAAGCUCUAAGAUUGUGUGUGUAGAUUCUUCCAUUUGUACACAUUAUACACACCAUAGCUGUACAGUCUGCAGAUUUUAGAAUACUUUGUACAGAUUCCCCCCCCCGCCCCAUUUUGCUGCUUUUGUGCCUGUUGGUGCCCUACGUAAAAUAUCAGAAGCUGUGCUGAUAGUCUAAACAAACCUCCAGCAGACUUUACUACAAAAAAAAAAAAAGGUUCUGAUGCCUAAUGGUGAGUGAUGCUCUCACACCCUGCUGCCUUCACACUCUCCCAGCUUGGCUUCUAGGAACAUCUGGCUGCUGUGCUUGGGAACAAAAUGCUAGAGUAGAUGAUUCAAUUGGACUAGAUGAUUGUUGUCCAUCCUUUUUUGCUCAGAAUAUCCUUCUCUUCUCAGUAAUCAGUGGCACUCUUAAAACUUAAUCAUCAAGGGCAGGUCCAUGGGCUCUCUAAUCCAAAGGGUCCAGAAUGACAGCAGCAGUCAUCACAUUUCUUUUUUAACUUCCUGCUGAGCUGUUUCAUCUUCUUGCAAAAUUAGUGGUGGAUGACCAUAGUGGUGCAGCUCUCUGAGACUUAAGUAUGUAGAAGGCUACAUGCCUAUCCUGCAAGAAGUUAAAAGAAGGAAAGACUUUGCUGCUUCCACCCGUUAAUAGGGGUUAAUGAUCUUAGAAACAGAAUCUUAGAGUGGAAGGGGCUGAAAGGGCCAUCUGGUCCAACCCAUUGCCAUGAAGAUAUACACAGCUGAAGUACUUUUAAAAGAUGCACAUCCAACAAAUGUUUGAAGGCUUCCCAAGAUGGAGAAUCCACUCUCCUCAGGGGUAAUCUAUUCCAAAGUUGAGCAACUCUUACAGUAAAAAGGUUCUUAAGGUUUUGGUGGAAUCCUUUUUCCUGUAAUUUGAAUCCAUUGGUUCAUGUUUUAGACUCUGUAGCAACAGAAAACAAGCUUGCAACAUCUUCUACAUGACACUCCUUCAGAUAUUUAAAGAUAGCUAUCAUAUUUUCUUCGCCAAGCUGCCCAACAUAUCCAGAUGCUUAAGUUGUUCCAUAUAAGACUUGAUGUCCCUUCUCUGGGCACAUUCCAUUUGGUCAGUAUAUCCUUGAACUGUAAUGUCCUUAAAUGCAAAAAGUAUUCCAGAUGAAUAAGUCAAAAGCCUUACUGAAAUCAAGACAUAUGUCCACAGCACUCCCCUGAUCUUCCAGCCUUAUGACUUUGUUAAAAAAGAGAGAGAGAGAGAGAGAUUUGGUUUGACUUGUUUUUGAGAAACCCAUUCUGGCUCUUAAUAAUCACAUUUCUUUCUAAGUACAUUCUGACUGACUGUUCAGUGAUCUAUUCUAGAAGUACUAGAACCUUUCCUGGUAUCAAUGUCAAAAUGAUCAUUCAGUAGUUGUUGAAGUCCUCUUUUCCCCUUUUUGAAAAUGGGGACAAUAUUUGCCAUCUCCAAUCUGCUGUGUCCUCUCCUGUCCUCCAAGAAUUCUAAUAAUAAUAAUAAAUAAUAAAAUUUAUUUAUAUCUUGCCUCUCUACAAAAAGCAAUUGAGGCGGCUUACAAAGUUAUCGGGGCAGCUUACAAAGUUCUCAAAGAUUAUUGACAGUGACACUGAGAAGACAGCAUCCUUUAAUACUCUUGGAUUCAGUUCAUCCAACCCUGGAGACUUGAAUUCAUUUAGAAUAGCUAUGUCUUCUUCUACUAGCUUCCAGGCUGUAGUCCUCUUACUGCAUGAUUUAUUCUAUUUUCACCAGAUAGAACACUGUUAUCUUUUUGAAGGAAGACUGAAGCAAAGGUAUGAAAUAGUUUGGCCUUCUGCCUGCCCCAUUAGCAUUUUCCCAUCUUUUCUAGGCAGUGGCCCUACCUUUUUCUUCUUGCCUCUUGCUUCAAAUAUAACUAAAACCUCACAUUUUAUUAUUUUUAACCAUUCGUGAGCCUGUCAGGGUUCGAGAGCCAGUGUAGUGUAGUGAUUUGAGUGUUGGACUACGACUUUGGAGACCAGGGUUCAAAUUCCCACUUAGCCUGGGUGACUUUAGCUAAGUUACACUCUCAGCCGCGGAGGAAGUCAAACCCACUUUGAUCAAGUCUUGCCAAGAAAUCCCAUUCACCUUAGGAUCACCCCUAAGUCAGAAACAGCUUGAAGGCAUAUGACAACAAAAUCUGCCCUAUUAACAUGUAAAAAGAAAAGUUUUAUGUAAGUGAGAGAAGCUGUCUCUUUCCCUUCUCCUGCCUUUGUGUUCUAUUGCCUCAGAAUUUUUCCAUAGGCUUUGAGUACUGAGCUUUCAGAAGAAAAGCAAGCCCAAUUGUAGAGUUCAGAAAGUAAAGUAGGGAUUGAGAGAAGAGUUCACCUCUCUUCACUUGCAUAUAUCUUUGGUUUUACCAGCCUUCCAACCUUUCGUAGGUCAGUAAAAUGAGUACCCAGCUUCUUGUGGGGGGAAUUGGCCUACACAUUGUAAACAACUUAGGGGGUGCUAGUUCAUGGAUAAAUGGUAUAGAAAGGUACUUGCUAUAUUGCUAUUUACAAAUUAUCUCCUUCACUCUCUAUUACAUAUUUGAAAGGGGCAGGCACACAAACAAAUAUGUCUACUCCCAAUGCAUCUUGUCUUGCAUGCAGGCUAUAUCGGAUUACUCAGAUUAAUAAACCAGGCCACAAGGAGGUUUGUAGGCUGAGGUACAAUUGUAGUAGCCCAUUGUGUCACUUGAAGGACAACAGACUACUGUUGUGGCAAAAAUGUAUUAUGUCAGGAUUAUAGUGCUAGAGCUCCUGAUACAAGAUUGCAUCUUACAGGGCUUUCCAGUGUUCUAUAUUAAAUUAGCAGGAGGUGUAUGGAAUAUAUGCUUCACGCACCAAAAUACCUGGUAGUAGUUCUGUGAGAAUGCAUGGUGGGCUUUCAUGCAAACCUUAGGCAUAUCUGUGAGACCCUUUAAAUUUCAUAUUUUAACACUAAUAGCUUUAUUUUUUAGAGUCAGUGUGGAGUUUAAUGGUUUGUGUAUUGGAUUAUGGCUCUGGAGACUAGGGUUAAAAUCCCUGCUCAGCCAUGGAAACCCACUGGGCAAAUGAUACUCUCUCAGCCUUAGAGAAGGAUAUAGGCAAACCCCUCUGGACAAAUCUUGCCCAAAAAACCUGUGACAGGUUUGCCUCAGGGUCACCUUUAAGUCAGAAAUAACGUGAUGACGUACAACAACAAAAGUGGCUUUUUUACUCUCUUCGGUAUGACAAGCAUAGAGUUGUUGCCAGCACAGGCUAUUUGCCCAAAUAUGAUUCAUAAGGAUGAGUUGUAAGCCAUCAGUAUGUUGCAACUAAAAGUUGAUGUUCCUAUGGAUUACUGGGUGACUAGCUUUUGCAGGAGAGCUUUGGAUCAACAGAUGGGUCUCAGAAACCCCAAACAAGGCAUGGCUGCUCUGAAAGCAUAGUUCUCAAAGAAAAGAGUAGGGAUUCUGUAGGCUGCUGCAGUGAUAAGAGAAUGGAUGAGAGAGAUUUUUCUCUGGAACAUCAAGGUCAGUUCAAUAUAUGUUUUGACUGAGCUGAGAUAAAACGCCAUUCCUCCACUUCCUACCCAGAACUGGGUGGAUUGAUGCCAUUCUUACACAUAGCAUGCAAGUAGAUUUUGCAAAUGCUAGUGGAGCAUUCUCCCCUGCCUCUUUUCACUUUCUUGGAAUCCAUGCUAUGAAGAAUCUUAAAUCAUACUUUGUGGGUCUUCUUGUCCACUCUCCUUCCUUUUAUUUUUGUCACUGGCCAACAACAAAAAGCCUUGGUGGGCUGAGGUGCAUUCCAGUUCUUUUUCUCACCUGUUUACAUACUUAGAUGUAAGUGUUGUACUUCAGUUUAGACACAGGCACAACAAUCUGGCUUGUUUCUAUGUAGUUUACUGUUUCUGAUUCAGUUGCAUUCCACCUCCUUGUAUAUUGUAAACAGCUCUUUUAAGAGACACCUAUAGCAGGGUUUGUUUGUUUUUUGUAGCCUUCCAUUCUAACAGUUCUGGGCUGACAAACCACAUGGGCGCUUUACUUUUGGAAUCAGUGGUACACAAAUGAGAAAGGGUAGGGUUGGGUUCUUGCACUUGUUUUGAUAAAGUAAGUACCACUACCCAGCCCCAUUUACAUACAAAUAAAAUACUCAAAUAAGAAACAAAUGUGGCUCCACCUUCAUUUCUAGUUUAGAGGCUAAAAUGACAAUUGCAUAUGUAUGACCUCUGUUCUUAGCAAAAUACUCAAAAUUUAUCAUGGUCACAAUAAAACCUUUUUGUGCUUUA
Molecule: messenger RNA, 7554 nt
Organism: Sceloporus undulatus (fence lizard)
Lineage: Eukaryota; Metazoa; Chordata; Lepidosauria; Squamata; Phrynosomatidae
Gene: DDR2
Product: discoidin domain receptor tyrosine kinase 2
Exons: 17
Coding region: 118-2667 (849 amino acids)
Biological process (GO): positive regulation of kinase activity; protein phosphorylation; cell surface receptor protein tyrosine kinase signaling pathway
Cellular component (GO): signaling receptor complex; membrane
Molecular function (GO): protein tyrosine kinase collagen receptor activity; ATP binding; collagen binding
Source: RefSeq, a predicted model, not a curated record